Messenger RNA from Sorex fumeus (smoky shrew), 1185 nucleotides. Its product is annotated as acyl-coenzyme A thioesterase 9, mitochondrial-like. Gene Ontology annotation, biological process: acyl-CoA metabolic process. The transcript is spliced from 13 exons. Gene Ontology annotation, molecular function: fatty acyl-CoA hydrolase activity. The record is from RefSeq and is a predicted model, not a curated record. The coding region runs from base 1 to 1185 and encodes 394 amino acids. Lineage: Eukaryota; Metazoa; Chordata; Mammalia; Eulipotyphla; Soricidae. Gene Ontology annotation, cellular component: mitochondrion.
AUGUUGCGUGAGAUAUUAGGAGUGUCCCUGAUCUGGCGAGACCAUGUGAGAGCAAUGGAGGAAAGAAAAUUGCUCCGUAGAUUUUUGGCUGAGUCGCAGGAACAACUGUCUCCUAGGAGAAUGAAAGACAGUUACAUCGAAGUUCUUCUGCCUUUGGGCACUCAGCCGGAACUGCGAGAGAAAUAUCUGACUGUUGAAAAUACUGUGAGAUUUGGCAGGAUUCUUGAGGAUCUUGAUAACUUGGGAGUUCUUAUUUGCUACAUGCACAACAAAACUGAUUCAGUUCAGGUGUCUCCUUUCUCAAUAGUUACAGCCCUUGUGGACAAGAUUGAUUUGCAUAAGACACGCUUAAAUCCAGAGCAGGACAUCAAGUUUACUGGCCAUGUUAGCUGGGUCGGUAAGACAUCCAUGGAAGUGAAGAUGCACAUGUUUCAGUAUCACGACAAUGAUUUUUUUCCUGUAUUGGAUGCAACAUUUGUAAUGGUGGCUCGUGAUGCUGAAAAUAAAGGGCCGGCAUUUGUACAUCCACUCAUCAUUCAAACUCCAGAGGAAGAAGAGCUCUUUCAACAAGGCGAAUUGAACAAGGGGAAAAGGAUUGAUUUUUUCUCUGCAUCAUUACUGAAAAUGGCUCCCAGCGCUGAGGAGAGGACAACUGUCCACGAGCUGUUUCUUAGCACAUUGGAUCCAAAAACCAUCAAUUUUCAAAGUCGAGUUUUGCCCCCUAAUGCAGUAUGGAUGGAGAAUUCAAAACUGAAGAGCUUGGAAAUCUGUCACCCUCAGGAGCGGAACAUUUUCAAUCGUAUCUUUGGUGGUUUUCUUAUGAGGAAAGCUUAUGAACUCGGAUGGGCUACUGCAUGUCAAUUCUGUGGUUCCCAGCCAUUUAUAGUAGCUGUGGAUGAUAUCAUGUUUCAGAAGCCUGUUGAAGUUGGAUCAUUGUUGUUUCUUUCAUCCCAGGUUUGCUUUACUCAAGGCAAAUACAUUCAAGUCAGAGUUCACAGUGAAGUGGCUUCUUAUGAUGAUCAAGAACAUACGACCACCAAUGUUUUUCAUUUCACAUACAUGUCAGAGAAAAAAGUGCCCUUGGUUUUCCCCAAAACUUAUGGAGAGUCUAUGUUGUAUUUAGAUGGACAGCGCCACUUCAACACCAUGUCUCGGCUUGUGAACCUAAGAGGGUUCACAACUUAA